CUGAAAGGGGAUAUUUUCAUUUGAUUUUCAACGUUCGUUCUUACCGCGUCCAGAGUUCGAUAAGAUUGGGAAGCCUUGCAGGGACGAGGGCUCUGACCUUAAAUGAACUGGAGAACCGCUCCUUUUUUGGUCGCUCUUGAUUCAAUCUCUAAGGACAUCUCCUGAGGCUGAGUUCAGUCGCGUAUUAUGGAGCGUGGUACCUGAAAAAUACUUAACUGUCGAGCUGAUCUUUUAAGUUCAUCCUUAUUCAAUUGCCUUUCUUUCAUUCUUUCGACAUGUUACUGGUCGCGCGCCUCUUGGCGCUUUUAGCUUUCCUGGAAUGCUGCACAGCAUUGGUCAAUCGCCCAAAUUACGCCCAAAUUAAGUUGGAUACCCAAACUCUGCAAUCUUCGACAAUCGAGAAGCGUGACUCGUUACCGGCAGGAUAUGUUGCUGCUCCAUAUUAUCCAACACCGAAAGGAGGAUGGGUUUCCAAUUGGACGGCAGCCUAUGAGAAGGCGAAGGUAGUCGUUGCGAAUAUGACUCUAGCAGAGAAAGUCAAUUUGACCACUGGAACAGGCGAAUUGAUGGGACCAUGUGUUGGCAAUACUGGAUCAGCUCUGAGGUUCGGCAUCCCAAACCUCUGUCUACAGGACUCUGCACUCGGUGUUGCCGAUACCGAUAACAUCACAGCUUUCCCAGCUGGAGUGACCGUUGGUGCCACAUGGAACAAAGCUCUAGCUUAUGCGAGAGGUUAUGCUUUGGGUGAAGAAGCACGAGGAAAAGGUGUCAAUAUUCAACUCGGCCCGGUAGUUGGCCCAAUUGGACGAAAACCAAGAGGGGGGCGUGGCUGGGAAGGAUUUGGGACUGACCCAGUUCUUCAAGCUAUUGGUGCAUCGGAAUCGAUCAAAGGUAUCCAGGCCAACGGCGUCAUCGCGACAAUCAAGCACUUCAUUGGCAAUGAACAGGAAGCUUAUAGAAUGGACAUCAUUCCUCAUGGGCUCAUGAGAGCUUAUUCUUCAAAUAUCGAUGAUCGAACACUCCAUGAACUUUAUGCUUGGCCAUUUGCGGAAGCUAUCAGAUCAGGAGUGGGAGCCGUAAUGACUUCUUACAACGAAGUAAAUGGAAGUGCUGCGAGUCAAAAUAGCUACAUGAUCAAUGGUUUGCUGAAGGAUGAGAUGGGUUUCCAGGGACUCGUUAUGACUGAUUGGCUUGCCCAGAUCGGUGGGGUCAGCAGCGCUCUGGCUGGCCUUGACAUGGCAAUGCCAGGUGAUGGAGAUAUUCCAUUUUUAGGGCUGGCUUACUGGGCAUAUGAGUUAUCGACCAGCAUCUUGAACGGAACGGUUCCCGUUGAUCGCCUGAACGACAUGGCAACUCGUAUUGUUGCGACCUGGUACCAGAUGGGACAGGACCAAGAUUACCCGCUACCAAACUUCUCUGCAAAUACUGCAGAUCCUACUGGCCUGUGCUACCCGGCGGCUCUAUUUUCUCCUACUUGUGUUACCAACGAAUAUGUCGAUGUCCAGGCAGAUCAUGCUGUUGUAGCACGAAAUGUCUCUAGAGAAGCGAUCACGAUGUUGAAAAAUGUCAACAACACUCUCCCGCUGUCGACUUCAGCGUCCCUGAAAAUCUUUGGCACAGAUGCUGAGGCAAAUCCUAAUGGUGUCAACUCUUGCAAUGAGCGAGCAUGUGAUGAGGGGACUCUUGGCAUGGGAUGGGGAAGUGGUACCGCAAACUAUCCUUCCUUUGACGCUCCUAUCGAUGCUAUCAAACGGAAAGCUGCAAACGUCACUUACUAUGCCACGGACACUUUCCCUUCCAGCGCCACAGUUGUGGCUGGAGACAUCGCUAUUGUCUUCAUCAACAGUGACUCUGGAGAGAAUCAAGACACAGUCGAAGGAAAUGAUGGCGAUCGAUCAUCUAGCGGUCUGUACGCAUGGCAUGGUGGAGAUGCUCUUGUCGAGGCAGCAGCAGCCAAAUACUCGACAGUGGUUGUAGUUGUUCAUACAGUUGGUCCUAUCCUGGUCGAAAACUGGAUCGCUCUCCCAUCCGUCAAAGCCGUGCUCUUUGCGUACCUUCCAGGUCAAGAAGCCGGUGAUUCCUUGACUGAUAUCCUUUUUGGAGAUUACUCACCCAGUGGUCACCUACCAUGGUCUAUUCCCGUGGCAGAGGACGACUACCCAGCUUCUCUAUCACUUCUAGGCUUCGAACUCUUCCAAGUCCAGGACACGUACUCCGAAGGCCUGUACAUCGACUACCGCUACUUGAACAAGAACAACAUCUCAUCCCGUUUCCCGUUCGGGCACGGUCUAUCUUACACAAAUUUCUCUCUCACCAGCGCAACAAUCACAGCCGUAACGCCUCUCUCCUCCCUCCCACCCGCACGUUCGCCAAAACCAACUUCCACAAUCCCAACUUACAGUACCGCCAUCCCGCCUGCAUCCGAAGUCGCUUACCCAGCGGGCUUCAACGCAAUCUGGCGAUACCUCUACCCCUACCUCGACGACCCAUCCUCCAUCACCGCAACAGGGACAUUCGACUACCCAACUGGCUACACUAACGUCUCGCAACCCGACCCCCCAGCCGGUGGCUCCCAAGGCGGCAACCCCGCGCUCUGGGACACCAUGUACACCUUCUCGGUCAACGUAACCAACACCGGUUCCUACGCCGGGAAACAAACCGUGAUGCUCUUCGUGCAGUACCCCUCCGACUCCGCAUGGGAUACACCCAUCAUCCAGCUCCGAGACUUUGAGAAGACGGACGAGCUCGCGAUAGGAGCGAGCGAGACGGUGAGUCUGAGUGUUACGAGGAAGGAUCUUAGUAUCUGGGAUGUGGUGCAGCAGAAUUGGGUUAUUCCUGUUAGUUCGACGGAGCCGUUUUUGUUUUGGAUUGGGAGUAGUUCAGGGAACUUGACGUUGGCGUGUGAGAGUCUGAGUGGGGAGUGUACGGAUGGGAGGGCGAGUCCUGUGGUUUGAGAUGCGUUGAGGUUGGAAAGUCAAAAGGAUGUACUGUUGAGGUAAUGAAUAUAUAGGUAAUGAGCAU
Molecule: messenger RNA, 3021 nt
Organism: Mollisia scopiformis
Lineage: Eukaryota; Fungi; Ascomycota; Leotiomycetes; Helotiales; Mollisiaceae
Exons: 4
Coding region: 276-2954 (892 amino acids)
Biological process (GO): glucan catabolic process
Molecular function (GO): beta-glucosidase activity
Source: RefSeq, a predicted model, not a curated record